Molecule: messenger RNA, 1095 nt
Organism: Neltuma alba
Lineage: Eukaryota; Viridiplantae; Streptophyta; Magnoliopsida; Fabales; Fabaceae
Exons: 2
Coding region: 466-924 (152 amino acids)
Source: RefSeq, a predicted model, not a curated record
UGAACACCUCCACCACUCCUCUCAUCAGGACCUUUCUCUUCUCUUAGAAGAUUUUGGCAAAUCUGAUCCAUUUCGCGUAUGCUUGCUCGAUCUUGAGAUGCAAGUCGUUGAGGUUCCGAACGACCCUUUUAUCGAUUCUACGCGGUGGUGUGGCUGGACCAUCGAUUACUGCCGUGGCUUGCUCUGUGUUGGAAUCGCUGCUUUUCCUAGAUCCCUUUCCCUUUUAGUGUGAAAUCCAGCGACAAGAGAGGUGAGACGGGUGCUUAGUGUUGUUAAUGAUCCUGAGGAUGAGCAUUUUUGUGUAGGAUUUGGGUUCAGUCCUACUGUUCAUGGUUACAAGAUGGUGAAAAUUCGUGUUUCUGAGAUUGACCAUCUGGUUAAUCAAGUGGAAGUGUAUUCAUUAUGAUGGUUUCACUACUAAUGGAGCCAUAUUUUGGAUUGGGCUAAAGCUAGGUGUAGAGGAGGAUGAAGAUAGCAAUGGAAGUGUUUAAAUUGAUACCAGCGCCUCCUUCACCUUUUGCUGUUGGAACUACAUAUCUUACUGUACAUGAGAACACACUUGCUAUGCUUUGUGUCAUUUUGAGUGGAGACUCGAGGUCGUCUUUGAUUCAUUUGUGGGUGAUGGAGGAGAGGACAGGCGCAAAUAAGGAGGGAUGGAGUUGGACUAAGAAAUAUACUAGCAACCCUUAUCCAGACUUCUUGUUAUCUCCUAGGAUUAUAUGGAAGAAUGAAAUUGUCUGCAAUAUUCACAGAACUCUUGAUGAAGCUGAAGAUGGAGUAGAGAAUCAUGAACGAAAUAUUGUCAUGUUCAAUCUCAAAACUAAUCAAGUUAAGACGUUUGAUGUCCGCAAAUUUGCCCUUGGUUAUGGUAUUUUCAAAUAUGCCGAGAGCCUUGUGCCAAUCGGUAACAUCCACACUGAAUAGCUUUGGUCCUAUAUCUUGCUUAUUAUAUUUCAUAUCUACUUUGUUUAGGCACUUUUAGUGAAAAUGAACCUAUAACCUGUAAGAGUUUAGUUCAUUCCGUAACCAUAUCAAGCAUGAUGAAUGAUGAUUGCAGAUAUGCAAUACAAGAUAAUUGUAGCUUUAUUUGACCUA